This is a messenger RNA of Diachasma alloeum, 711 nucleotides long. RefSeq lists its product as uncharacterized. Lineage: Eukaryota; Metazoa; Arthropoda; Insecta; Hymenoptera; Braconidae. The coding region runs from base 1 to 711 and encodes 236 amino acids. The record is from RefSeq and is a predicted model, not a curated record. The transcript is spliced from 5 exons.
AUGCACCUAACAUGGAUGAAUUUGCUAAUUAUCUUCAUUUCAACCCGGAAAAUCGGUAGUUACGCGCAGGAAAUUUCUAGAGGAACGCGAGAAUCGAGUGAGGGGAUAUCUUGUAAUGGACCAGAGAAUUUAUCUCAGAAAAAAUCAUCAAAUAUCGCCCAAAAAGCUGCCCAACAGGCGAAAGCUGCGUCCGAUGCCCAGAAUAUAGCGGGCGCCCAAGCUGCCCAUCAAGUCAAGGCUCAACUUGCGGAAAAGGCACUGGAAGCGGCGAAAGUAGUUGAAGUUGAAUUAUCGGGCAAAGAAUCUAUUGUCGCUCAACUGCAACAGGAAGUCAGAGAGGCGGAAGCAGUCGUGAGAGAAGAAAUGGCGGCAAUUCACCAGACUAAACAACACGUAGAUCGAUCCGUGCAAGCAGCAUCGCAAGCAGAACAAGAGUUGAAGACGCUGAAUCAAGCUCUCCAGGCGGGCCAAGUAAACCUCCAGAAUGCAGAACGCGCAGCUCAAGGAGCUCAACACGAGCUAACGGAGAAGCACCACUUGGUAGAGGCUGCUAAACACCGAUUGACGGAGCUCUCGAAGAGAUCGAAAUGCGCCAAAACCGACCUCGAGACGACGCGUCAAGCUGUGCAGAAGGCCAAUGCAGCAGCCCAUCAGGCGAAAAUCAAUGCCGCUAGGAACAAGCGGGACCCACUUCUACCAUCCGAAGGAUGA